This is a messenger RNA of Phacochoerus africanus (Common warthog), 2072 nucleotides long. RefSeq names its product atypical chemokine receptor 3 (gene ACKR3). Bases 161 to 1249 code for a protein of 362 amino acids. Gene Ontology annotation, molecular function: chemokine binding; coreceptor activity; G protein-coupled receptor activity. Gene Ontology annotation, cellular component: membrane. The record is from RefSeq and is a predicted model, not a curated record. The transcript has 2 exons. Lineage: Eukaryota; Metazoa; Chordata; Mammalia; Artiodactyla; Suidae. Gene Ontology annotation, biological process: chemotaxis; G protein-coupled receptor signaling pathway; vasculogenesis.
GCCUCCCUGCAGUGUAUAUAACGCAAGUCUGCAGCCCAACAGCUCGCACUUCCUCCAAACUGCUCAGCCCUAAGGCAGGGAUCGCAGGGAGCUGGAAAGGGGAGCCCUACGCCGCAGAGCCCAGCCGGGAGGCCCUCGGUCACUGCCCUCGACCGCUGCCAUGGACCUGCAUGUCUUCGACUACUCGGAGCCGGGGAACUUCUCCGACCUCAGCUGGCCGUGCAACAGCAGCGACUGCAUCGUGGUGGACACGCUGCAGUGCUCCGGGCUGCCCCACAAGAGCGUGCUGCUGUACACGCUGGCCUUCGUGUACAUCUUCAUCUUCGUCAUCGGCAUGAUCGCCAACUCCGUGGUGGUCUGGGUGAACAUCCAGGCCAAGACCACGGGCUACGACACGCACUGCUACAUCCUGAACCUGGCCGUCGCCGACCUGUGGGUGGUGGUCACCAUCCCGGUCUGGGUGGUCAGCCUCGUGCAGCACAACCAGUGGCCCAUGGGCGAGCUCACGUGCAAGGUCACCCACCUCAUCUUCUCCAUCAACCUCUUCGGCAGCAUCUUCUUCCUCGCGUGCAUGAGCGUGGACCGCUACCUGUCCGUGGCCUACUUCGCCCACACGUCCGGCCGCAAGAAGCAGGCGGUGCGGCGCGCUGUCUGCGUCCUGGUGUGGCUGCUGGCCUUCUGCGUGUCCCUGCCCGACACCUACUAUCUGAAGACCGUCACGUCCGCCUCCAACAACGAGACCUACUGCCGCUCCUUCUACCCCGAGCACAGCGUCAAGGAGUGGCUCAUCAGCAUGGAGCUGGUCUCCGUGGUCCUGGGCUUCGCCAUCCCCUUCUCGGUCAUCGCCGUCUUCUACUGCCUGCUGGCGCGGGCCGUCUCCUCCUCCAGCGACCCGGAGAAGCACAGCAGCCGGAAGAUCAUCUUCUCCUACGUGGUGGUCUUCCUCGUGUGCUGGCUCCCCUACCACGUCGUGGUGCUGCUGGACAUCUUCUCCAUCCUGCACUACCUGCCCUUCAGCUGCCAGCUGGAGAACUUCCUGUUCACGGCGCUGCACGUCACGCAGUGCCUGUCCCUGGUGCACUGCUGCGUCAACCCCGUGCUCUACAGCUUCAUCCACCGCAGCUACAGGUACGAGCUCAUGAAAGCCUUCAUCUUCAAGUACUCGGCCAAAACGGGCCUCACCAAGCUCAUCGAUGCCUCCCGCGCGUCCGAGACCGAGUACUCUGCUCUGGAGCAGACCACCAAGUGAUGCGCCCCGUGGAGCCCCCCCCCCCCCCCGCCCGGCAUCUGGGCGCUUGGUCCCGGGGAGGCACCGGGCCGCGUGGUUCCCAGAGCGGAGCAAAGGGGCUUCGGGCUUGAUGCCCCGCUCGUGGGAAAAGGGGGCCGCGUCUCCCCGUGGCUCCUUUCCGUCUCUCCCCGGCCAGCGUGGCUGUCGCCUGGCGGUGGGUCCUGGGCGUGUGGCACCUGCCAUCCCACGGGGCUGUGCCCGGCAGCCCCUACUGCUUGUCAAACCAGCCUCGGGACAGGCUUGCCUGCACUUCUGUAACAUAGGACUUCUCUGUGCUCCCUGGAGGUUUUAUAUGGUGAUUUGUAUUUAAAUCUUAAGACUUUAUUUUCUCACUCUUGGCAUACCUUCCAGAUGUAUGUGAAAGUCUAAAUAUAUUUUAAAUAUUGUAUGGGAGGUAUAAGGCUGACAUAUAUUCAGUGCUGUAGUGUUGAGCUUAGUUUGACUUCCGUUUUGACUAAGGAUGACAUUAAUUGUUAGCUGUUUUGAAAGUAUAUAUAUAUAUAUUAUAAAUAUAUAAAUAUAUAAAUAUAGGCCAGUCUUGGCUGAAAUGUUUUAUUGAUGAUAGUUUUAUACCCAUGUGGUGCUUUGGGCCAGCCUGGGAUGCAGAACGAGAGAGCUGCUCAGUAAUGCAGUUUGCGACAUGAAUAGUAUUGUAAAGUUACAGUGAGAAAAACAAAAAAGAACAAAAAGCAACACUAUUCCAGGCUGUAACUCUGCACAAGACACAGUUGUAUUUCAGAGAGUUCUUUCAAUUUGUAAGUUAUUUUUUUUAAUAAAGUUUUUU